CUCAAGGGUGGCCCGAGGGCGAAGGCGGGCCCGUCCCUCUGCAGGAGGAGGGGAACCUCGCAUCACGUGACGACAUCCCCCUGUCUGCAGGAGGACACGCCCGACCUAAAGGCUGGCCCGAGGGGCCGCUCCGCGCAGGGCCGCGCAGCCGCCGGCCGCCAUGCUCCCGCGGGGGGCGCCGUGGCGCGGGGCCCCCGCGGGCGGCGACGCCGAGGACGGCGGCGAGCAGAGCUCCUGCUGCGGCGACUGCGAGUCCGGCGAGCCGGUGAGGCGGCGCCGCCAAGUGGAGGCGACGCACGGCACGUCGGGGGUCUUCCGCCAAGGCAGAACCCGGGAGUCCGCAGAGGAGAGGCGGCUGAGGCGCAUCCUCGAGAAGGCCGCGGCGCACCGCUCCGUGGAGGAGAACAGGCGCCUCCACCGGGGGCAGGACUACGCCAAGAAGUGCAUCCUCCAGGCCACAGACGGGAUGCGGGUCAUGGAAAGCGCUGAGCUGCUCAUCGAGGAGGCUUGGCUCGGCCACGUCGACGCGAUCCCGGGCAACAUGUUCAGCAUAGGCGCUUUCGGAAGCCUCGAGAGCAUAAAGCAGGACGGGAAAAGAACGGCACCGCUCUCUCUCGAUGGCAUCAAGGUGCGCGCCCGAUUCAUCGGCUGCGUCGUCGUGGCGAUCGUCCAGGUGGUCGGACCACCCGCCGUGCUGAUGAGCAACCUCUGGGCGUGGGACGCGUUGGAGGACAGAGAUACCAACGCCGUGUACAGGUGGCGCAGGUGGAAUCACCACAACGCGCUCGCGGAUUGGCACGUCAGACCCGUGAAGAAGAUCCUCGGCAUUCUUCUGCUCUACAUAUUCGCCUGCAACGGUCUCUUCGUCGUCCUGCAGGAGAAGAAGACCUGGUUCCAGAUCUACAGCACCUUCAAGUACCUCAAGAACCACAACCCCGAGUUCAACAGCGGCGGCAAGGCGUUCCUCUACGCGGGUGCGAUCGUCAACUGCUGGGCCGUGUUGUUCAGCACGACUGCUUCGUAUGCCAUCGUUGGCGCAAGCACCUCUUUCAAGGAUCUGCUGUUCGACUCCCUCGGGCUGCUCUUCCUGUACAACCUGGACGACAUCGGCGGCAUGCUCGGAUUCGUCUACGAAGACGACUGGGAUGGCGUACGGCUGAGCUGGAUCUACAGCGAGAUGGUGAAGAAGGACUGGCGCCCAGAGGACGCGGACAGGCACGAUGGCGAGAUCAGCGACGUUUAUUCCGAGCCCGACGAGGUGGUAGCCGUGGACACGGAAGCCGCCGCGGGGGCCGCCGCGCGCGGGGAGGCGGCACGCCGGAUCGAUGAGGAUCCCGACUACGCUCCUUGCGUGAAGCGCUGUGGCCGGCGCAGCGCCAAGGGCUUCGACACCUGCUGCCGGGCCUGCGGCAGAGGCGAAGCGCCGCCCCACGACGAAGACUGCGGGAAGGAUAUCGAGGAGAUCAUGGCCCAGGACGAGGAGUUCGUGGGCGGGCCACACGCGCAGUGGGGCCCCGGAGGCUACAUCGUCAACGCGAUCUUCAACGUCACGCUGUGUGGGGUGCUGAUGUUCACCGUAUUCGCCCCAGUGAUGACGAUAGGAACACCGUUCACCAUCAUCGCGCCGGACUCAGACACCCUGUGAGCUGGGGGGCAGCGCCGUCUAUAGUCGGCCGUCUCGCCCGAGGCGGCAUGCUGGCGUGCAUCCCAUGAGAUGCCACGUUGAUGGCAGGGGAGGGGAAGGACGAGAGGAGUGCAGUGCGAGGGGGGCCGCGAGCAUGAUGGGCUUCCCGCCGCGCGGCCUGGUCCCGAGGCACACUUUUAAGUUGCCUCGCUUGCCAGCUACUGUCGUGAAGCUGCUUUCCCCCCCCCCUCCCCCGCCCCUCGCCCCCUUCCUCCCUCCCUCCUUGCCGUUGUGCUUCCUGCUGGAAGCCGAGGCCAGGCGUCAGCCCACGCUCGAAUAGCACAGCAAAUCCUGUCUCAAAGCGCGGGGUGGGGCGCGCGCGCCCCCCAAAGCGGGAUUGGCGCCGAGCGCGGCACCGCUCGUGGACGGUGGGCCCCCUCGUGACGGCGCAGAAAAAUUUAGAAAGAAGAAGAAG
This is a messenger RNA of Prorocentrum cordatum, 2099 nucleotides long. NCBI's taxonomy places the organism in Eukaryota, Dinophyceae, Prorocentrales, Prorocentraceae. The record is from the annotation of a GenBank genome assembly.